AUGCAUAAGUUUCUGUUGAUCGCGUCUGGUCUCCUGACCCUGGCGGCUGCCAGGGCGCCCGUCGGCAUGGUGGAGCCCCUGCAGGACUACCACGAGACUGUGGGGAUUCCCCUGGCGAGCAGGAUCAAGGAGGCAGAGGACGCGAUCAUGAUGGGCUCCAGUCGUAUCGAGAGAAUCGUCGGCGGUGCCAUCGCUCCCACCAACGCUCAUCCAUACUUGGCCGGCUUGCUCAUCACGUUCUCGAACCACCCCGGCACCUCCGCUUGCGGCUCUUCACUCGUCUCCGCCAACCGGCUGGUGACCGCCGCCCACUGCUGGUUCCACAGCCUUCAAGCCAACCAGUUCGUGGUGGUGCUCGGCUCCGCGUACCUGUUCUUCGGCGGCACCAGGAUCGCCACCUCCCAAGUUAUCAUGCACCCCCAAUACAACCCUAGUCUCCUUCUCAACGACGUUGCAAUGAUAUACCUCCCAACGAACGUUUUCUUCUCAAACAGCAUCCGGGCCAUCGCUCUGCCGAGUGGCAACGAACUGUGGGACAGUUUCAGCGGCCAAUGGGCGGUUGCCGCAGGCUAUGGGAAGACCAGUGAUCAGCAAGUCGGCGUGUCGGUGAACACGAUGGUGAGCCACGUGCAGCUCCAGGUCAUCACCGUGGCCCAGUGCCAGGCGGUGUUCGGUUUCUGGGCGCAGCCGAGCAACAUCUGCACCAGCGGCACAGGCGGCGUCGGCAUCUGCAGCGGGGACUCCGGUGGGCCCCUGGUCAUCCAUCGCAACGGGCGCAAUAUACUGGUUGGCAUAAGCUCCUUCGUAGCCUCGGCCGGCUGCGAGCUUGGUCACCCUUCGGCCUUCGCAAGAAUUACCAGCUUCCACAGUUUCAUCACCCAACACAUG
Iphiclides podalirius (scarce swallowtail) is the source of this 888-nucleotide messenger RNA. The record is from the annotation of a GenBank genome assembly. Lineage: Eukaryota; Metazoa; Arthropoda; Insecta; Lepidoptera; Papilionidae.